Molecule: messenger RNA, 2307 nt
Organism: Amphimedon queenslandica
Lineage: Eukaryota; Metazoa; Porifera; Demospongiae; Haplosclerida; Niphatidae
Product: conserved oligomeric Golgi complex subunit 4-like
Exons: 30
Coding region: 36-2264 (742 amino acids)
Biological process (GO): Golgi organization; retrograde vesicle-mediated transport, Golgi to endoplasmic reticulum
Cellular component (GO): COG complex
Source: RefSeq, a predicted model, not a curated record
GUGUGUAUGGUUGCGUGGGCGUUCCAUUAAAAAAAAUGGCCACUCUUUCUCUAUCUUCUGUCAGGGAUAUGGAGUCUGCACGGCGUUUAUACGAAGACAUUGAAAAAGAAGAGGCUAAACUAGAGGGAGAGUUAGAUAAACUUCUAGAGCAACAGACACAGAUGGACAUACAGAUAUCCUCUUUCAACCAAAUAAUUCCUAAUUUAGAGAGUCUUCAGUCAAGCUCUCAAUUGUUAUCUGGUUCAAUUAGUAAAGCUAGCUCACUAGCUAACACUAUCAGUCACAAAGUCCACUCACUAGACACUGCAAAGAGGAAUGUGUAUUCUGCUUUAAAGAGAGUUGACGAUAUCAUUGAUUUAAAGACUUGUGUCUCUGGAGUUAAGCAAACAAUGGAUUCUGGGGAUUUUGAAUUAGCUGCUAAUCAUAUCAGGCGUUAUCUUGAUCUCGAUGAAUCAGUGUUACUGGAAUCAGCAGCUGAUGGUGAUAGAACUGACACAGUAAGUGGCUCGUUUGCUCUCCUCAAAGAAGCAGAGGUUAGGCUGAGAUCUAUAAUAUGUGCUAAACUAUCCGAGGCCAUUGAAAGAAGAGACAAAGAGAGCAUUGAAAGGUUUGUCAAAUUGUUCCCGCUAAUCAACCUCCAUGAGGAAGGUGUUGACAUGCUAUGCGACUAUCUUAAUAGACAGAUCAAAGAAUUCUCUAUAGAAAAGCUCGAAACUUCAAUUAGAGGAUCAUCACAAAAUGUCGACACAGCAGGAGCAAAAGGUAACCGUGCUGGUGUCUUGUAUGCUGAUAUCCUAAUGAGCGUUUAUGAAAAUAUCGCAUCAAAGCACGAUCAAUACAUGCCACUACUGAGAACCUGUUACGGAGUUCAAUGGAUAGUGCCUUUUAUCAGAAAGAUUCAGGCAGAAUGUGACAAACAAGUUGAGAUUAUACUCCAGCACAUGGCUGAGGAUAGGAUGCUGGAACACAAGACACAGACGAUUGGAAUAGCUUUAAAUGCUAGACACACAGCUGGUGCUAUUCGGCCAGACCCAAGGGAACUAGAUACUUUAUUGACGGAGCUAAGUUUGUGUAGCUCAAGAAGUGAAUUAUAUUAUAAGUUUGUACUAAAGAAAACACAAAAUUUUCAGUUAUCAGAGUCUGAUGUGUUGGAGAUUUUAAAGACAAGUGGAACCAGUUUGAAAGUCCAGGAAGUUAUUGGUUGGUACAUAUUGAUGGAGAAUUACUUCAUGAGGGAGACAUUGCAGAAAGCUGUUAGUGUGGAUCAGAUUGAAGAAGGUCAACUUAUUUCUAAUCUACCAGAUGAUGCUUUCUUUGUCUUUCAAAAGAGUUUAAAGAGAGCAUUUUCGUCAUCUAAUAUUGAUUGUUCUUGUGCUAUGAUCAACAAUACAAGUACUUUGCUCCUUAAAGAGUUCAAGGAAGAACUUGAACAACCAUUGAUCGAUCAACCAACCACACAAAUUGGUGGCAUUACAGACAUGUUUCAAUCAUCAGCAAACAAGUCCUCACAAACAGCAAGUGAUGAUCUAUGGAGGACAUUAGGAGUCUCUUGCUCUAAUAUUGAAGUUAGUUGUCAGAAUAUCAAGAGAUUGAUUCAGCAACUGCAAAGUGAAAUUUCUCUUUUAAAAGUGGACGAAAUUAGCAGAGCCAAACUAGAGACAUGUUUAGCUGAACUGUGUUCAACCACUGGUCCAUUUCAAGAGCUCAGAAUGAAUGCAAUAGGACACUUUAUCGAGUCAGCAAUGUUGCCUGAUGUGAUACCAGCUAUUGAUCAGUUCUCAACUGUCUCACACGUCAUCGAGGAAGAGGUUAUGUCUGAUGAGACUUUUGUUCAGAAACUUGCCAUUUCUCUUUCUCGGAUUAUCGACAAAACAAAAUCUCAUUUGCUGGCAUCAUUGUACAACGAGACCAUAUUGCAAUUUACCAGUGAAGUAGCAGACGCACUUGAGAAACAAGUAUUCAAAUCAAACUUUAAUCAGUUAGGCGGAGUCAAAUUGGAUAGAGAUCUUCGUCAAAUCGUGUCGUUUCUUUCGGAGAAGACGGAGCAACCGCUGAGAGAUAAAUUUACACGAGUUACUCAGAUGGCAAUUAUACUCAGUUUGGAUAGGGUUGGGGAGGUUGAAGAUUAUUGGAGCUUAAAUUCAGGACCAACAAGAUGGUAUCUCACAGCUAAAGACAUAAAAGGAGUUCUUCAUUUGAGGAAGGAUUUUAGACCAGAAGAUAUAGAAACUUUAAAACUAUCCCCUCGAAUGGGACGCCAUUGAUUAUUAUUAAUUUUUAUGACACGUUUUAUCACGUGGGCACACA